Messenger RNA from Camponotus floridanus (Florida carpenter ant), 2482 nucleotides. RefSeq lists its product as uncharacterized. The transcript is spliced from 8 exons. The record is from RefSeq and is a predicted model, not a curated record. Lineage: Eukaryota; Metazoa; Arthropoda; Insecta; Hymenoptera; Formicidae. Bases 287 to 2368 code for a protein of 693 amino acids. Gene Ontology annotation, biological process: snRNA transcription by RNA polymerase III; positive regulation of transcription by RNA polymerase III; snRNA transcription by RNA polymerase II. Gene Ontology annotation, cellular component: transcription elongation factor complex.
UGCGUUUCAUAAAAAGGAAAAGAAUAUUGCAGUUAACAUGUUGCACGUUUAGUGCGAAUAAACACAUAUUUAAUUAUAUGUUAUAGAAAAAUAUUUUAUCUUUUGUCAAGCCGACACGUGGAACUAUAUAAUUGCCCAUAAGUCAGUCACAAUAAAUAAAAAAUUGUUGCAAAAACAUGAAUAGUGAAUAGUCUUGUUCAUAUAUUGUUUCGGAACAUCUCUGACGAUUUUAGAUUUGAUACAUUAAUUUAGCGAGUCACACGCGAACGAAGAAUAUUCUUUGAAUAUGGAGAGAUUCAAAGAGAUCGAUUGGAAUUCUGCAUUAGAAGACAUGAUAGAUGAUGUAUUCAUCGAGGAUGAGAGAUUAGAGCGUGAAAGUGCAAUGCACAGGAUCAUGAGAGAUGAGUUUAGAGAUCCAUUUGAAGAUAUCGAACAAGAUUAUGCUAAUGUUAAUAUGGAAUUGAUAAAAAAAUAUCUUGCUGAAGAUCCUCUCACUGAUACAGAGGAAGAAGAGGAGCAAAAAACCAAUGAUAAAAAAAGAAACAGGAAAAGAAAAUUAAAAAAUAUUGAUUCUGAUUGUAAACAAACACAAGAGAAAAAUCCAUAUGUGCCUGGCAUAAGGAAAUUACCAUUCAAUUUUCCUAAAAGAUCUUGUUUAACUAAGAUUCAACAUAGUAUGUGUCUUCGUGCUUUAUUGAAAUUAUACAACAAUGAACAAAAGGGGUUGAGCAAGGAAGAACAAUUAGAUUUGGAAUCUUACAUAGCAUUAAAAGAAAAAAUACUUGAAGAACAGAAGGAAUUUUUAAACUUUGCCAAAAGCAAGUGGAAUGAUAGUUUCAAUUGGCCAAUUAAAUAUAGCAGAUUUAUAACAUCUAAAUGGAGCACAAAGAUGGAAAAGUUUCAAAAACUACCUAGAUAUUAUAUUGAAUCUAAAAAUAUACCACUUUCAGUGCAAAAAAUUAAUUCCACAUUCAAUAAAAGCAUUGAAAUAAAGUUUAUAUCUUGUUUGCAUCACUUAGGAUCAUUUUCCAAGGUGACGUGGCCAAAGUUAAAUCGACCAUUUAUAUUAAACACAAAUUAUACAAUGUUACUCAACAAGUAUCAAUGCGCCACUAACAAUGUGACGCAACAUUUCAGAUUUCCUGUGAGCGACGAUAUAUAUUGCGAGAAUUUUGCGAUAAAAACUAAAGCGGAUUUUGUUAUCUCAUCUAGCGGCCUGAAAUGUCUAUUAAACUUUGAUUCAUGUUACUUGAAUUCAUGGAUUAUACCAAUAGUAGUUAAAUCGCAUAAUGGAAAAAAUGUUGUCUACAUUGAUAAAAGAAUACCGCCUAACAUUGCUACAAUACCGCAACAGAACACUUGGGUAUACAAAUAUAUUCUCAGGCAUUAUUUUGUUGAUGCUAAUAAUGAAGUGUUCAACGAAAAAAUGCAACAUACAAAGGAGAAUAAAUCCGAAAAUAUUACAAUUCAUUCUGAUUUAGGCAAUAUGGAUUUAGAAUGUAGUGCUGAAUUUAAUGAUUACCUUAAAAUCUAUGAAGAAGAAUUGUAUGAACCCUCAGAUGAGCAAAAAUCGGAAAAUUCGGAUGAUUUAACAAGUGGCAAUGAGACAAAUAAUAUUAAAACAAAUGUAAUGUACAAACUUUUCACAAUAGGGCCAACAGAAUCUCUGAACCAAGAAUUAGGGAAACAUGAUGUGAAGGAAUAUCAGAUGUUGGUUCGUACGAAAACUGAUGGCACAGAGGUAUUGCCAAAUAAAACACAACAUGUAAUAUUAACGCCAAAAAUGGAGCAUCAGUUAGGACUCGGAGCCGAAGCUGUAACAUUUGAAGAAUUAUCACAUCAGUGGGCAUCGUUGAUAUUUAGACCAGGAACUAUAUUAGGUAGAGUCAGGAUUGAAGUAGAUAGUUCAGAAAUAAUACAAAUAGAAAAACACACUACAGCAUCAUUGAGCAAUGAGAUGAGAAGACUUUAUAAUACUAAAAUAGAAGAUUCUUUAAGUAUUCUGCAUAAUAUAAUUGAAGGAUUAUCAUCCUUGACGCCUGGUCAAUAUAUUAUGCGUCACGUUCCACAGAGAGGACCAUUUGCAUAUAUUUAUAAGCAAGUUGAAGAACCUGGGAAAAAUGUUUUCGAUUUACAUACAGUUUGUCAAUCUGCAAUGUUGCAAACUGUACCUAAAACACCAUGGCCUCUCAUUGAUACUAUGUUAACAACACCAGCCAUAAGACAAUUUAAGAAAAUGCCUGCAAUGUUUAACCCGUCAUACUAUCAAUCUCUUUCUAAUAAACUUAGAGGAAGGCCAAGAAAAAUUGAUUCUACUGAAUCAGCUCCUCGAAGAAGUGUUCGACUAAAAGAAGUGAAUGAAAAGUAAAAGAUAAAUGUAGUAAAUUUUUUUAGCAGACACAAUUUUAUCGUAACAUACGUUUUAUUGUCAUAGCAUACUUCAUGUUUGCCAUCCAAAUCAUCACGAAAUGAAAAUUGCAUA